Molecule: messenger RNA, 1871 nt
Organism: Equus quagga
Lineage: Eukaryota; Metazoa; Chordata; Mammalia; Perissodactyla; Equidae
Gene: DNAAF10
Product: dynein axonemal assembly factor 10
Exons: 8
Coding region: 70-1143 (357 amino acids)
Molecular function (GO): ubiquitin binding
Source: RefSeq, a predicted model, not a curated record
UCUGGUUGCCAGGUUAGUGUUUUGUCGGGGUGUGGGUGUGCCGCUUAGCAGAGGCGUUUUGGCUGGACCAUGUCGGCCUUCGAGAAGCCUCAGAUCAUCACUCACAUCCAGAAAGGCCUCAACUAUACGGUGUUUGACUGUAAGUGGGUGCCCUGCAGCGCCAAAUUUGUGACCAUGGGCAACUUCGCACGGGGCACCGGCGUCAUUCAGCUGUACGAGAUCCAGCAUGGGGACGUAAAGCUGCUUCGGGAGAUUGAAAAGGCCAAACCCAUUAAAUGUGGAACAUUUGGGGCAACAUCUUUACAGCAGAGGUAUUUAGCUACUGGAGAUUUUGCUGGAAACCUUCAUAUAUGGAAUUUGGAAGCUCCGGAGACCCCAGUAUAUUCUGUAAAGGGCCAUAAGGAAAUUAUAAAUACUAUAGACGGUGUAGGUGGGCUCGGAAUCGGGGAAGGAGCACCUGAAAUUGUGACUGGCAGCCGAGACGGAACUGUGAAGGUGUGGGACCCAAGGCAAAAAGAUGAUCCUGUUGCUAAUAUGGAACCUGUACAAGGAGAAAACAAGAGAGACUGUUGGACUGUGGCAUUUGGCAAUGCUUACAAUCAAGAGGAACGUGUUGUUUGUGCUGGCUAUGACAACGGAGAUAUCAAACUGUUUGAUCUCAGAAAUAUGUCAUUGCGGUGGGAGACAAACAUAAAAAAUGGGGUAUGUAGCUUGGAGUUUGACAGAAAAGACAUAAGUAUGAAUAAAUUAGUAGCUACGUCCCUGGAAGGAAAGUUUCAUGUUUUUGACAUGAGAACACAGCAUCCAACCAAAGGUUUUGCCUCUGUUUCGGAAAAGGCUCAUAAAUCUACCGUGUGGCAGGUCCGACACCUGCCACAGAACAGAGAGCUCUUCCUGACAGCUGGCGGCGCUGGCGGCCUCCACCUCUGGAAGUACGAAUACCCUAUCCAGCGGUCAAAGAAAGAUUCCGAGGGAGUGGAGAUGGGGGUCGCGGGCUCGGUCAGCCUCCUGCAGAACGUGACGUUGUCUACUCAGCCCGUUUCCAGUUUGGACUGGAGUCCAGAUAAAAGGGGUCUCUGCAUCUGUAGUUCAUUUGAUCAAAUGGUAAGAGUACUGAUUGUUACAAAACUCCAUAAAAUUUGAUCUGAAGAUUUGGGACUUGCAACCUUCCAGAGGAGCACUCAUGGGACUUAGAGUGUGCUCUGGGAUCCUCUGAGCCUCAGUGAACGAAGCUGGAUUUGGCUGAUGAAAAAAGGACCCAGAGGCAAACCUCCAGCUGGCCUGUCUGUGGCUGUGAUACGCUGAGCGGGGUGUCCGGGCGACGUGGCUGGACGCUGGUUUGCUCCUGCGUGUGGGGCCACCACUGUCUCUGGCUCCCGCUCUGUUCUUUUCCUGGCCACUUCUAAUAAAAAGUUGAUACUUGCCUAUAUUUAAACAUAUUUUAAGUUUAUUCGGCAUCCCCAGAGUUCCAUUUUUAUCAUAACACUUGUGUUGCGUUUUAGGGUUUACACUGUUGUGGUAGGAUCACUUAAUUUGGUUUAAAAUAGUUUGCUUUGAUGAAACUACUAUGAAUUAACCUUCAUAAAUACACUCUAAGAGAUUUCAGUGUCAGUUUCUAUACAGAAUAUUACUUUAUAAAAUACCCAAAUGACUCAGACUAGAUUUGAGUAACUGUUUUCAGCAGUGUAACUCACAAAAUGAAAUACAGACCUCUUUUUUACUUAAAAAACAGGAGUUGAUUUAGUGAGACUUUUGGUUGUUGACAGGGGUUAGUGAUGUUGAGAUGUACAAGAUGGUGGGGGUUUUGUAGCCUUGUUUUUUGUCAAACUUUUUAAUAUAUUUUAUGAAUAAAUUUCUGGUUUUGAAUUCUA